AUGACAGGUGCGCUCGAGGUUCUGUCUCGACUGCGAGCCUCGCUUCCCGAACCCCGCGAUACAACACCGGGCGACAUCAUCCUUGGUCACAUCCUGAUCAUCUUGUCAAUCCUCGCCCUCGUCCCAGCGCCUACCCCGACAGUUCGUCUGUUCCGAGCAGCGCUCGCGCCCCUUCUCUGCGCCGGCUGGGUCUUUCUGAGCUAUGUCCCCUUACUUAGGACACCGCAGGAGCGUUGGGGCAGUUCCAGUAAGUUAGGAUCGUCCAAUGAUGCUGACAGACCAGUCCUCUUCAUUAUGUUCUCCUUUCGCACGUUGGAAAUGCUUAUUCUCUCGCCCCCGGAGGAGGCAAUCUGGCGCGUCCGCGACGGAAGGUCCGAACCUGUGCCGCCGGGCUGGACCUGGACAAAGCUGGAAUGGGCGACAAGCGCCGUAGUGUCCUUGCGCGGCAUCGGCUGGAACUACAGCGCGCCACUGUCUACUUCGCAGCGGAGCCGUCCCUACGAUCGUCACUCCAGCCGGAAAGAGUACAUCAUCAGCCGCAGCAUAUAUGGUCUCAUCAACCUGCUUCUCGAUGACGCUUGUGGUGCGCUUAUGCGGCGAACCGCGGCUGAUUUCUUCAUCACCGACAAUCUCAAGUAUGCCGAUUUGACGCAAUGGCAGCGCGGCUUCUACAGUACCCUCGUUGUGAUGCGCACCGUCUGCAGCCUCGAAUUCACGCAUGUUGGCUUAUCUAUCGUGUUCGUGCUGCUCGGAGGGCUACUUGGUAAGGACGACCACGAGCUGUUGACCCCGUGGGGUUGGCCGCCGAUGUUCGCCAGCCUGAAAGAGAUCUUCUCGCAUCCCGGGCUCUCAUACCUGUGGGCGAGGCAGUACAAUCGCCGUAUGCUGCACAUGUGGGGCUGGGUCUUCAUUGGUGAGACGUUGCUUGGACUCCCUGUGUCCGGCGUUUCCAGUCUCGCCACCAGGGUCCAGAGGCCGGAAGCCAAAAUUCUGCAGGCCGUCUCGGCGCUAAACGACAAGGGCAAGGAGAUCAAGGACAGCAGCGUCGAUGGCCACAAGACUCCAGCAAACGGCAAGACGAACGGAAAGCCGAACGGAGUCGCCCGGCAUGUGCUGUCGGCGACGGACACGCCAAUGUCCGGACGUCUUUCGCCAUCAAACCCGAUUCCUGCAGGGCCGAACGUGAAGGCGAACUUGAUCAAAUCCAUUGUCACGUUCACCCUCUCCGGCGUGCACCACGACUACGGUACGCUUGUCCUCCUCCUGGAUCAGAUCGGGCGCAGCGAGCGCUCUGCCAUCGCUUGGAGUGACGUCUAUGGCGUCACGCCGUUCUUCGUGGUGCAACCCUUUGGACUUGUGCUCGAAGCUGUCGUGAAGCGCCAGUGGCGUGUUAUCAAGAAGAAGCAGAUGGUCAGCGAGCGAGCCGCGUCCUUCAUCGAGUUCGUUCUGGGCAACACCUGGACCUGGGUGUGGCUCGGCUGGACGGCCGGAUGGUACGUUCGUACACUUACCGAGAUCGGCACGUAUCGGGCGUUCCCCAACAAGCCCAUAUUCUCGAUCACAGAGACGGUGUGGGACUGGGCGCACCGAAAGCAUGUAGAAUAG
Trichosporon asahii var. asahii CBS 2479 is the source of this 1605-nucleotide messenger RNA. RefSeq lists its product as uncharacterized. The record is from RefSeq and is a predicted model, not a curated record. The transcript is spliced from 3 exons. Gene Ontology annotation, biological process: lipid metabolic process. Lineage: Eukaryota; Fungi; Basidiomycota; Tremellomycetes; Trichosporonales; Trichosporonaceae. The coding region runs from base 1 to 1605 and encodes 534 amino acids.